This is a messenger RNA of Cyprinodon variegatus (sheepshead minnow), 2577 nucleotides long. It is a transcript of the gene naca, whose product is annotated as nascent polypeptide-associated complex alpha subunit. The record is from RefSeq and is a predicted model, not a curated record. Gene Ontology annotation, cellular component: nascent polypeptide-associated complex; cytoplasm. Bases 6 to 2471 code for a protein of 821 amino acids. The transcript has 9 exons. NCBI's taxonomy places the organism in Eukaryota, Metazoa, Chordata, Actinopteri, Cyprinodontiformes, Cyprinodontidae. Gene Ontology annotation, biological process: protein targeting to membrane.
CGACCAUGCCUGGCGAAGCAACAGAAACAGUCCCAGUCACCGAGCAGGAGAUGCAGCAGCCUCAAGCGGAGACUGCUCCACCUCCUGUCCAAGCUUCCACCAAGCACCCUCAGGUAGCCAAAGGCAAAGAUGCCAAGAGUGGGCAGGGUUCUUCUGCCCCAAAGGCUGUACCUGGCAGAAGAAAACGUUCCUCUAUGUCUGCUUCUUCUUCCUCACCUACUUCACCUAAAUCUACUCCCUCUUCUACUCCUCGGUCACCUGUGGUGUCCCCUCUUGCCUUAUCUACUGCCAGCUCUCCUGCUAAUCGUCCCACUCCAAAAGUGGUUAAGGCUGGCAAACAAGGAAAGGCUAAGAAAGGAGAGUCCUUUGAGCCUGCUCCUGUCCAGGUAGAACAUAAGGUUACUGAAGUAAAGGAAAAGCCGAAGGAGUCUGUGGCUUCUGAAGCUAAAGUGCUACCAGUUGAAAAAAAAUCUCAGGCACCUCCUGCAUUCAAAGUCACUCCAAAGCCUGCUGCUGCAGCCCCAAUUUCCUUUUCAGAUACUAUUGCUUCAAGCCCCCCAAAAUCAGGUUUCUCAAAACAACCACCUCUUACAGUUGAUGAUGAGCUCCCUCCACUUAUUCCACCUCAGAAGCCUGUUAAAGAGCCUGUCUCUGCACCUCCUGUUGCCAAAGAGACUGGAAAACCUGCUGGGUCUCCUCCUGAGCAAAAACCUCAAGGUGGAUCUUCUGGUCAAGCAGAAGUCACUAAAGCCAAGACAAGUACUGAACCCAAGCCUUUGCCCAUUGAAGCUCCUAUGGCAGCAGUCCCAGUAAAGUCUGUAGCUAAAGAGCUCAAGAAGUCUGCUGCUGGCAAGACUGGCCAGGACAAACCUGCUGGUGGGGCUGCCAAGCCAACAGAUGAGACUAAAGUGAUCUCCAAUAUGGCUACUAAACAGGCUAAGGAUGGUAAAGUUUCACAAGAUACUAAGCCAAAAGCAGGUGUAAAGUCUGCACUGGCUGAUGCAGUACACCAGAAAGCUGAGCAGAUUGAUCCUAAAGAAACAGCUGCUGAGGUACCCAAACAGGCCAAACCCAUGGCCACUGAGGCACCUAAAACAGCUCCUGAGACCACUAAAAAGGCCAAACAGAAGGCUGCAGAGGCACCCAAGAAGGCAACACCCACAGUUGCUGAGGCACCUCAGCAGAAAGCUUCUGAGGCCACAAAAAUAGCUGAAACAACUCAGGAGGGCAAGGCGGCUGCCUCUGAGCCACCCAAGCAGCAGGCCAAGGUGACGGAGGCCACACCCAAGCAGCAGCAGGGCAAGGCGGCUGCCCCCGAGCCGGCGCCCAAGCAGCAGCAGGGCAAGGCGGCUGCCCCCGAGCCGGCGCCCAAGCAGCAGCAGGGCAAGGCGGCUGCCCCGGAGGCUGCGCCCAAGCAGCAGCAGGGCAAGGCGGCUGCCCCGGAGGCUGCGCCCAAGCAGCAGCAGGGCAAGACGGCUGCCCCGGAGGCUGCGCCCAAGCAGCAGCAGGGCAAGACGGCUGCUCCCAAGUCGGUUGCCUCUGAUGCACCCAAAACAGCUGAGGCUCCUCAACAGAUCAAGACUGAGCCCAAAAAGGUUGAAGCCAGUGAGGCACCUAAGCAGGCUGCUCCUGAGAAACCGGCAAAGCAGAAGCCUGAUGAGGCCCCUAAAUCAGCCAAACCAACUGCUGAUACACCCUCAAAACCUGCUCCGAUUGAGCCCAUAGUUCAGCCCCCAACUCCCCGUAAACUUACUUUUGCAGAGGCAGUUGCAAAGCCAGCACCUGUUAAACCUGAGGCUGAGAAAAUCAGCGCUGCUCCCUCUAAUCAAGUCUUGUCUCCUAAGCCUGAGCCAACCUCAGCCAAGUUGGAGCCUGUCGUCAAGAUCGACAAUGGAUCUGGCACAGAGUCGGACAGUGAUGACUCGGUUCCUGAGCUGGAAGAACAGGACUCUGCACAGACACAAACACAACAAGCUCAGCUUGCAGCAGCUGCUGAGAUAGACGAGGAGCCUGUAAGCAAAGCUAAACAGAGCCGCAGUGAAAAGAAGGCAAGAAAGGCAAUGUCAAAGUUGGGUCUUAGGCAGGUAACGGGUGUCACCAGAGUCACCAUUCGCAAGUCAAAGAACAUCUUGUUCGUCAUAACCAAACCAGACGUCUACAAGAGCCCUGCAUCAGACACAUACAUCGUCUUUGGGGAAGCUAAGAUUGAAGAUCUUUCUCAGCAAGCCCAGCUGGCUGCUGCAGAAAAGUUCAAGGUACAGGGAGAAGCUACAGCAAAGAUCCAGGACAACACACAGACGCCGACAGUACAGGAGGAAAGCGAAGAGGAAGAGGUCGAUGAGACCGGAGUCGAGGUGAAGGACAUCGAACUUGUAAUGUCACAAGCCAACGUGUCGCGAGCGAAGGCUGUACGGGCCCUGAAAAACAACAAUAACGACAUUGUCAACGCUAUUAUGGAGUUGACAAUGUAAUGGGAUCCAGUCUGCAGGAUCGAAGAAAGGUUGCCGUUUAAAUCUGAACUCGUUUAUACGAUUUAUACCAAGAUGGAAAUAAAGUUGUGUCUUGAUGAAAUUAAAA